Molecule: messenger RNA, 2124 nt
Organism: Phoenix dactylifera (date palm)
Lineage: Eukaryota; Viridiplantae; Streptophyta; Magnoliopsida; Arecales; Arecaceae
Source: RefSeq, a predicted model, not a curated record
UGUUGUCAUCAGUUGUAGUUUCAUGAUAAGGGCCAUGUAACGUUAGAAGGCCCAGAUUUUAAGCAAUGCGUACACGCGCUGUGCGUGAACGCUGAAGAGAAAGACAAGCGAAAGCAACCCUCCCCAGCCAAAACGCUCCUCAGUCUUCACUUAUUUUAAUCAAAUAAGUGAAGAAGCCGCCAGCCACCGCUGACUGAAUGCCGUUUAACGAUGACCAGAUUUAUACAAAUCGCGUUAAAAUCCACCAUCACCUGUGUAUAAAUUUCACAUCUCUUUACGGCCACAGCAGAAACUAGCAGCACCCAGAAAUUAAUUAAGGAAGGAGCAAGACAUGGAUAUUUGGCUCCUCAUCCUGCUCUCCCUUUCCUUUGCCACGGCCCUCAGUCUUCUCCUCCACCAUGCAACCAAGAAGAAAAGGCUCCCCCCAGGCCCCCCGGCCGUGCCGAUCAUCGGCAACCUUUUCUGGCUCCGACGGUCCUUCCAAGAGGUGGAGACCAUCCUCCGGGAGCUCCACGCUCAGUAUGGCCCCAUCGUCACCCUCCACGUAGGCUCCCGCCCCGCUAUCUUCAUCUCCGACCGCACCCUCGCCCACCGGGCCCUCGUCGAGCAUGGAGCCACCUUCUCCGACCGCACGCCCCAGCUCCCCGCCCUCCGGUUCCUCGGGCGCGACCACUUGAUCUCCGCUGCCGCCUAUGGCCCCCUCUGGCGCCUGCUCCGCCGCAACCUUAUCUCCGAGAUCCUCCACUCCUCUCGCGUCAAGGUCUAUGCCCACGGCCGCGCCUGGGUCCUUCAAGUCCUCUCCAACCACCUCCGAUCCCAAGCCGCUUCGAACGACGCCGGCGCGGUCACUGCCGUGGAGAGCUUUCAAUUCGCCAUGUUCUGUUUAUUGGUUCUCAUGUGCUUCGGCGAGAAGUUAGACGAGAAGGCCAUCAAGGACAUCGAGAUCGCACAAAAGAGCCUCCUCCUUUACAGCAAUAAACUCAACGUCCUCGCCUUCGCUCCAAGAAUCUCGAGGUACGUCUUCCGAGAUAGGAUAAACACAGUUCUCCAAAUGCGUCAGAGACAGGAAGAGCUAUUUGUCCCAUUGAUCAGAGCCCGAAAAGAAUUCAAGAAACAGCAACAACGGCAGAAGAGCGAAGAAGAAAGGUUCGUUUACUCCUAUGUCGAUUCCCUUCUUGACAUCGAACUCUCAGAAGAAGGGGGGAGGAGGUUAACAGAGCGGGAGAUUGUCGCCUUGUGCUCGGAGUUUCUGAACGCAGGCACCGACACAACCUCGACAGCAUUGCAGUGGAUCAUGGCGAACUUGGUGAAGCACCAAGACAUACAGUCGAAGCUACGGGAAGAGAUCGAAGGGGCGGUGGGGAGUGACGCGCAGGAGAUUAAGGAGGAAGACUUGCAGAAGAUGCCGUAUCUGAAAGCAGUGAUCAAGGAAGGGCUGCGGCGGCAUCCGCCGGGCCACUUCGUGCUGCCGCACACGGUGACCGAGGACGUGGUCUUGGAUGGGUAUUUGAUACCGAGAGGGGCUUCGAUUAAUUUCAUGGUGGCGGAGAUGGGGUGGGAUGGGAAGGUGUGGGAGGAGCCGAUGGAGUUCAAGCCGGAGAGAUUCUUGGCCGGGGGUUCAGGGGAGGGGGUGGAUAUAACCGGAAGCAAGGAGAUCAAGAUGAUGCCGUUUGGGGUGGGGAGGAGGAUAUGCCCGGGGAUCGGUCUCGCCAUGCUGCAUCUCGAGUGCUUUGUGGCCAAUUUGGUGAAGGAAUUCGAGUGGAAGCCCGUGGAGGGGGAGGAGGUGGACUUGUCCGAGAAGCCAGAAUUCACUGUUGUCAUGAAGAACCCCCUCCGGGCUUGCAUACUUCCACGGACGAAGAUAUAGCGGUCUCUGGUGCAGCAAUUUUCUUUUUGAAUUUCCAUUUUUUUUCUUUUUUCCUUUUGUUUUAAUGCCUGCGCGUGGUGCUCCUGCCAUACUCGAUAAGUUGGCUUCUAUAUUCUAUGGAUGAUAUGUUACAAAACUCCACUUUUAUCGAGGUUUGGAUGGAUAGGAAUACUUGGAAGGGAGCUACUCUAGUUAUGUAACCAUUACCUACGGUCCCUUCUACUUGAAAAGAUGGUACUACUAUAGUGUUCCCACUA